AGGAGCUGGUGGCCCCAUUUCUCAACACGAUCCUGGUGUUCUUCUGGCAACUGCUUAUGUUCAUUGGAGUUGUGUUGCCGUGUCUAGCUCUAAAGUACAUAUCUGUCUCAGCCCUGCCGUGGAUAACUGUGGCCAGGCAGGAGUUUAGAGUGGGCAUGUAUGCAGACCAUAUCGAUGGGAAGGUUUGCAACACCCGCCGAGCCCUCUCUUUGGUAAAUGCGACCACUCCCAGGCUGUACGCCGACUAUCUGCGGCUUGUUAGCGUCGGCAGCGCCGCGUUGCGAGAUUUGAAGUAUAAUCUUGCAGGUGUAGAGAAUGUGCAGACACUGAAUAAACCUAACCACAACCUGGCGAACUUCCUUUGUCACCUGAACGCCGCUUCGUACGAGGACGAUAUAGUGCUCUCUACCUUCAUUUUUAAGCUCAGAGAGCUGUUCAACGACGACUUAGAGUUCCACAGGUUUGGUCAUGAUCGGGGAAUGGUACUGGUGGUGUGGUCGGUCAUCAGUAACUUCGUGUGUAUCUCAUUCAAGGGCUCCUCGCCGCUUCACCUGGCUCAGUACGUGAUGAACACGGGGACGCAGAAGCGCUUCUCGGCGACCGGCAUGUUCCGUGGCGGUGUGCACACGACCGCAUACGAUGCUCUCCAGUUACCCAAUACUUCCUACAACAAGACGCAAGCUGAGAUGCCUCGAGGCAUAUACACGGGCGAGGAACCACAGCAAGUGCCGCUAGUCUACGCGAUCAGUAACUUCAUCACAGAUGUGGUGCUGCCGAGCUUUGAGCCCAGAAGCGAUCGUGCGCCCAAGCCACAACUGUGGAUUUCGGGGUUCGGCCUCGGAGGCGCCACAGCGUCGCUCUUCACGGCUACUAUCCUCCACACUUCGCGCGAUGAGCUGGGUUUGCAUCACACGACGCCAUCUCUCAAUUGGGACGACAUAUUCACUCUGCGAGGCACGUACACUUUCGGCGCACCGCCUGUGGGCGACGAGGAGUUCCGCAGGUGCGUAGUAUGA
Molecule: messenger RNA, 1016 nt
Organism: Sphaeroforma arctica JP610
Lineage: Eukaryota; Ichthyosporea; Ichthyophonida
Exons: 5
Coding region: 57-1016 (319 amino acids)
Biological process (GO): lipid metabolic process
Source: RefSeq, a predicted model, not a curated record